Raphanus sativus (radish) is the source of this 2685-nucleotide messenger RNA. RefSeq lists its product as uncharacterized. The record is from RefSeq and is a predicted model, not a curated record. The transcript is spliced from 8 exons. Bases 1 to 2310 code for a protein of 769 amino acids. Lineage: Eukaryota; Viridiplantae; Streptophyta; Magnoliopsida; Brassicales; Brassicaceae.
AUGGAUUCCUAUGCAAAUAGUGCACGUGAUUUGAAGAGUUUGCAGUCUGAUGUUAAAGAAGGUAGCUUGGCAAAGAAAGCCAGACAUCUAAGUCGAAACCGCCUGGAAGAUAUAGUUGCUUCUGUUGGGGAUGUUGGUAGUCGCCAAAGGUCUGACACUUCUGCUGUUUCGAAAGACCUACCAUCUCAAAAAGGUCUGGCGGCAGAACCUGCUGAGACUUCAUGUGCCUCUGGAAGCAAUCUCUCUACCACGCGAAACACUAAGGAGGAUAUUAAUAAGGGCAAUAGGUUGCGAGCAGCGGUUGAUGCUGCUCUCCGGAAAAAACCUAGCUUUGGGAAGAACCGUGGAUUGGAGCAGUCUGAUUUGCCGUCAGUGUCUAAUGUGGAUUCUAGUUGUGAUAGGACUCUUCAAAAUCUUCCCUCGAAGGUGCCUAUCAUGAGAGAUUGGCCUGUGGGAUUACAAGGAGGGCAAUCAAAUUUACAGACAGACAAGCAGGCGAUUGCAGUAAAUAAAAAACAGUCUACACUCGCUGGUGCUGAUGCAAUGGCUGCUCCUCAAUCUGCAGAGCCUGCAGUUCAUUUACAUUCUGUAAAGCCGGUCAUCAGAGAUUUGCCUGUGGGAUUGCAAAGAGGGCAUCCAAAUUUACAGACAGACAAACAGGCCUUUGCAGUAAAUAGAAAACAGUCUACACUCGCUGGUGCUGAUUUAAUGGCUCUUCCUCAAUCUGUAGAGCCUUCAGUUCAUUUACCUUCUGUAAAGCCGGUCAUGAGAGAUUUUCCUGUGGGAUUGCAAGGAGGGCAUCCAAAUUUACCGACGGACAAGCAGACGAUUGCAGUAAAUAGAAAGCAGUUUCCACUCGCUAGUGCUGAUGCAAUGGCUGCUUCUCAAUCUGUAGAGCCUGCAGUUCAUUUACCUUCUGUGGAACCGGUCAUGAGUGAUUUGCCUGUGCUUGACCCAUCUGUUCUGUCGACAACCUCAGCCAUCCCAGAGCAUGAAUACAUUUGGCAAGGGAACAUGGAGGUGCAGAAAAGCAGAAAUAUAUCGGCAAUGCAUUGUGGAAUGCAAGCAUAUCUAUCAACAUUAGCAUCACCUAAGGUUGCUGAAGUGGUGAAUCAAUUUCCAGUAAAAGUGACCUUAAAUGAAGUACCCAGGCUACGUACAUGGCCUUCGCAGUUUCAAGAUAUAGGUGCUAAGGAAGGCCAUGUGGCUCUUUUCUUCUUUGCCAAGGACAUCGAGAGUUAUGAGAAAUAUUACAAGCCCCUGGUAGAUAACAUGAUCCAGAAAGAUUUAGCUCUAAAGGGAAGCCUCGAGGGUGUUGAGCUUUUGAUUUUUGCGUCGAAUCAGCUUCCUCAGAACUGUCAGCGUUGGAACAUGUUCUUUUUCCUUUGGGGUGUAUUUCGAGGAAAAAAGGAGAAAUGUUCUGAUCCACUCAAGAGCAAACCUCUUUCGGCGUCUAAUGUUUUGCCAAAUAUGGGGAGAGUGUUGUCUACACGUGAAGGCUUUUACCAUGAAAAUCCAAGCAACAGAGAGUUCUCAAUUGACCGCCCAUCGAGCAGAAUGCAAUCGUGUUUGAAGGAGAAUGAUAAAGAGGGUGAAGCGGGCGGUGGAGUUAGUGGAGCGGUGGAAGAAACUGAGGAAGGAGAGAUCGGUUUUAGCCCACAGUUGAAGGAUGAGAAGAUUUCAGGGCCUAGGAGAGUAAAUUCAUCUGGCGUGAAUCAGAACGUGAACAUGGAUGAUCUGACUGGUGUAGGGUUGUGUGAAGGACCAGCGAAUAAAAAGCUGAAGACAGGCACAGGAGUAGAAACCAAAUGUAACAUAUUCAGGAGGGAUACACCUGGUCCCCAUCCCCGUGAGGAGGAAACUAUGAUCAAGAAGACUCCAGAUGCAGCUGAAAGGAUCGUGUUCCCUUUGGAUUUGAAUGAUGGAAAGGAAGACGAUGAUGAAAUGGUAGACGAUAAUCCCAGAGCACUGGGCAAUGACAGCAGCAAACAAAGGUCACUCGGUAUGGUCCCAAAUCUUGAGUUGGCUCUAGGAGAAGAUGAAACUACUACAACCACAGGAUCCGUCUUGCCCUUCAUGGCUAGACCAAGCGCCACUGAGAAACAUAGAAGUAGCAGUAGCCAGAAGGCAGAAGAAGACAGUGCAGCUUCUCUCUCACUAUCCUUAUCCUUCUCUCCCCUGGAGAAGGAACAACAACAACAACAAAGACAACAGCAGAAUCAGAGACAAGUGUCUGGAUGGGAACACAAGAAGCAGAAUGUGAAUACUCCUAUGUUUCUCUUCAGAAACUUCCCUGACAAAUCAUCAUAGGGAUUCUUACUUCUUAGGGAUAGCAACACACCAUCAAGAGACAUGGGAGAGCAUCUGCAGUAGCUCUGGAUCAUCUGUUCAUAUAAAUGAACCCUUCUUUUUCUUUGAACAGGGAACCUAUCUUUUAGUUUGGUCUUUUGGUUUCCUGAAGAAGGCUCAACCAAACCAGGACUCGCCACAACUAUGCACAUAUGAAGGCGAUGGAAAAAAAACAGAUGAGAAGAUGUCUGGUUCUGUAGACUGAUCUGCUUAAACCUAAAGUGUGUGUUUAUGUCUAUUUUUAGCCUUUACUCAUGUUCGUUAUAGAUAUACCAUAUCAGCGAGCAGCUGACAAUUUUAUUCAUACAUCCAGAGUAUUCAGAAAUUUAUGCCUAA